This is a messenger RNA of Hyla sarda, 8557 nucleotides long. RefSeq names its product otoferlin (gene OTOF). Gene Ontology annotation, biological process: plasma membrane organization; synaptic vesicle priming. Gene Ontology annotation, cellular component: presynaptic active zone membrane; synaptic vesicle membrane. The transcript is spliced from 46 exons. Bases 37 to 6081 code for a protein of 2014 amino acids. Lineage: Eukaryota; Metazoa; Chordata; Amphibia; Anura; Hylidae. Gene Ontology annotation, molecular function: AP-2 adaptor complex binding; calcium ion binding. The record is from RefSeq and is a predicted model, not a curated record.
AAGUGUGACGAAAAAAAGGGGACAUAUUGUCACAAAAUGACGGUAAUAUGGAUGCCAAUGGAAUGUACUACUUCCAGCAGGGUGACCAAGGAUGAAAAGGGCAAUCGAUUCAGGAAAGGCCUUUCCUUUUACACUCGAGUCUUGGAGAACUGUGAAGAUGAGGCGCGAUUUGAUGAGACUUUUCGCUGGCCGAUCGCCAGUAACAUAGACGGGAACGAGAUGCUGGAAAUACAAGUGUUUAACUACAGCAAAGUCUUCACCAACAGACUCAUUGGGACCUUUCGAAUGGUUCUCCAAAAAGUGGUGGAGGAGGCUCAGCUGGAGGUGUCGGACACCCUGAUCGAUGACAACAACUCAGCAAUCCGUACCAGCGUCAGCAUCGAGAUUAGGUACCAGACCAUGGACGGUUCAGUGGGUGCCUGGAACGAUGGAGAAUUUUUGGACAAUCCCAUUAUGAGACAUGAAGUAGACAGCAACUUCCAUCUUGAGACGGACAGCUUGCUUUCUGGGCAGAGUCAUAACUCAGCCGUGUCCCCGGGAAGAUCCCACCAAAGCCUGCACUCGGGAGAGAGGGCCUUCAGAAGGGUCGGUAAAAGCGUUUUUUCCGCCAUGAAGCUCGGGAAGACUCGACCCCCAAAGGAUGACGGCAGGAAGCAAGAUGAACCAGCCGUCCUGGAGGCUGAAGAUCUGGACCGGAAAGCCAUACGGCUGGGGGGAGGAUUAGACCCCGACACUAUAUCUCUGGCCUCCGUCACAGCGGUCACAACCAAUGUUUCUAAUAAAAGGUCCAAGCCCGAUAUUAAAAUGGAGCCGAGUGCUGGGAGGCCGAUGGAUUACCAAGUCAGUAUCACAGUGGUUGAGGCACGGCAGCUGGUGGGUCUGAACAUGGAUCCCGUCGUCUGCGUGGAGGUCGGAGAAGAGAAGAAGUACACCUCAAUGAAAGAGUCAACCAACUGCCCCUACUACAAUGAGUACUUUGUAUUUGAUUUCCAUGUGCCUCCAGACGUGAUGUUCGACAAAAUCAUCAAGCUGUCGGUCAUCCAUUCCAAGAACCUGCUGCGCAGUGGCACCCUGGUUGGCUCCUUCAAGUUGGAUGUGGGGACGGUGUAUACUCAGCCGGAGCACCAGUUCUACCACAAGUGGGCGAUCCUCUCCGACCCUGAUGACAUCACCGCCGGGGUGAAAGGUUACCUCAAAUGUGACAUUGCUGUGGUCGGGAAAGGCGACAACAUAAAGACACCUCAUAAGUCAAAUGAGACCGAUGAGGACGACAUUGAGGGGAACCUGCUCCUUCCAGACGGGGUUCCUCCAGAGCGUCAGUGGGCCCGAUUCUAUAUCAAGAUCUACCGGGCCGAGGGUCUACCGCGAAUGAACACUAGCAUCAUGGCCAACGUGAAGAAAGCUCUGAUUGGAGAAAACAAAGACCUAGUAGAUCCCUAUGUUCAAGUCUCCUUCGCAGGGCAAAAGGGUAAGACGUCAGUACAGAAGAGCAGCUACGAGCCCAUGUGGAAUGAGCAGAUCAUAUUCACCGAGAUGUUUCCACCUCUGUGUAAAAGAAUGAAGAUCCAGAUCAGGGACUCGGACAAGGUGAACGAUGUGGCCAUCGGGACCCACUUCAUCGACCUGCGCAAGAUCUCCAACGAGGGCGACAAAGGAUUCCUCCCAACGCUAGGCCCGGCCUGGGUGAACAUGUACGGCUCCACCCGAAAUUACACUCUGAUGGAUGAACACCAGGAUCUGAACGAGGGGCUGGGAGAGGGGGUCUCCUUCCGUGCCCGCUUACUAUUGAGCCUCGCGGUGGAGAUUUUAGACACCAGUUCUCCCGAGCUCACCAGUUCUACGGAUGUGCAGGUUGAAGGAGCGCCCCCAGUGCCCGAUAACUGCACUGGAAAGAUGGAGGAGUUCUUUCUUUUCGGAGCUUUCUUGGAGGCCACCAUGAUCGAUCGCAAGAGCGGCGACAAACCGAUUAACUUCGAAGUCACAAUAGGUAACUAUGGUAACCAAGUUGACGGGACCACGAGGCCAAGUCUCAGGAGGAAGAAGGAGGGAGGUGACGGAAUGGAGGAGGAGACGGAACUAUUACAGAACUCCAGUGAGGAUGAAGCGGAUGAGGAUGGGGAGAUGCAGUCCGUGUCCUCCUCCCCAUCUAUGAAGCCCUUUAUAACAGACAGAAAUUACUUCCACUUGCCCUACUUCGACAAGAAGCCUUGUAUCUACAUCAAAAGCUGGUGGCAGGACCAGAGGAGGAGGCUGUACAACGCCAACAUCAUGGACAAGAUCGCCGACAAACUGGAAGAAGGUUUAAAUGACGUCCAUGAAAUGAUUAAGACAGAGAAGCCUUAUCCAGAGCGGAGGCUGCGGGGGGUUCUGGAGGAAAUGAGUAGCAGCUGCUUCCGUUUCGUCACCCUGGCCAACAAGGACCAGAAUACAAACAGUCGGACCAGACUCGACCGGGAGAGGCUGAAAUCUUGCAUGCGAGAACUGGAGAACAUGGGGACACAGGCCAAGACCAUGAGGUCCCAGGUGAAGAAAAAUACAGUGAAAGAUAAACUGAAGUUAGUCCAGAACUUUCUACAUAAGCUGCGAUUCCUGGCGGAUGAGCCCCAGCACAGUAUCCCUGAUGUCUUCAUAUGGAUGCUGAGCAAUAAUAAACGCAUCGCCUACGCCCGCAUCCCCUCCAAAGACAUCCUGUACUCCAUUGUGGAUGAGGAGACUGGGAAGGAUUGUGGGAAAGUCAAGUGUGUCUUCCUUAAGUUGCCUGGUAAGCGAGGCUUCGGCCCAGCUGGUUGGACAGUACAAGCCAAGAUGGAGGUCUACAUGUGGCUGGGACUAAACAAACAGAGGAAGGAUUUCUUGUGUGGUAUUCCAAGUGGUUUUGAAGAGAUUAAAGCGAUUAGGGGACCGGGAUUACAAAGCUUCCCUCCUAUCAGCCUCAGCUAUACAAAGAAGCAGGUGUUCCAGUUGCGGGCGCACAUGUACCAGGCCCGCAGUUUAUUCGCCGCCGAUAGCAGUGGCCUUUCUGACCCUUUUGCCCGAGUUUUUUUCAACACCCAGAGCCAGUGCACAGAGGUGCUCAAUGAGACUCUGUGUCCAACGUGGGACCAGUUACUGGUGUUUGAUAACAUAGAACUCUACGGAGAAGCAAAUGAGAUGAGAGAUGACCCUCCCAUUAUAGUGAUUGAGAUCUAUGAUCAGGACACUGUGGGCAAAGCUGACUUCAUGGGCAGGACGUUUGCUAAACCAGUAGUAAAGAUGGCCGAUGAAAGGUAUUGUCCUCCACGGUUCCCACCACAAUUGGAAUAUUACCAGAUAUAUCGUGGAAACUCAACUGCUGGAGAUCUAUUGGCGGCCUUCGAGCUACUCCAGAUUGGUCCUGCUGGUAAAUCCGACCUCCCAGCCAUUGAUGGACCCACAGACAUGGAGAGAGGACCCAUUCUUCCAGUCCCAUUGGGCAUCCGACCCGUUCUGAGUAAAUACAGAGUAGAGAUCCUUUUCUGGGGCCUCCGAGACCUCAAGAGAGUCAACCUUGCCCAAGUGGACAGACCAAGGGUGGACAUUGAAUGUGCCGGAAAAGGUGUGCAGUCAGCCGUCAUCCAGAACUACAAGAAGAACCCAAACUUUAGCACUUUAGUGAAAUGGUUUGAAGUGGACCUCCCUGAGAACGAGCUUCUUCAUCCUCCCCUGAAUGUUCGGGUGGUGGACUGCCGGGCGUUUGGCAGAUAUACCCUGGUUGGGUCUCAUGCGGUCAGCUCAUUGCGCAAAUUUAUCUAUCGACCCCCAGAUAAGAAGGCUCAGCAUUGGAAUACAACAGCUAAAUUGAUGAAUGGCUAUAUGGCAAUGGCAAACGGAGGGCACUACUCUCGCCCCACAGGUGAAAUUGUGGUCAACAUGGAACCCGAGGUGCCUAUCAAGAAAAUGGAGACUAUGGUGAAACUAGAGGCGAAUUCUGAUGCAGUGGUUAAGGUCGAUGUGAAUGAGGAAGACAAGGAGAAGAAGAAGAAAAAGAAGAAAGGAGAUGAGAUUGAGGAGGAGGAGCCUGAUGAGAGCAUGCUGGACUGGUGGUCUAAGUAUUUCGCCUCCAUCGAGACCCUGAAAGAGCAACUCCGCCAGCAGGAGGCAGCAGCAGCGGAAGCCGAAGAGAAGGAGGAGAUGGAGAUCGCGGAGGAGAUCAAAAUUGAUGAAUCUCCCAUGAAAGGCUCAAAGGGACAGGCGAAGAACAAGGAAAAGGUGAAAGCGCCAAAAGAGGACAAGAAGAAGAAGCAGCAAGCCGAGCUAGCGGAUAAGAAGAACAAGCAGAAGAUCGACGAGUUAAAGGUGUUCAACAAGGAACUAGAAACAGAGUUUGACAACUUCGAGGACUGGCUGCACACCUUCAACUUAUUACGAGGGAAGAUCGGGGAUGACGAUGACACUGUCAGCGAGGAGGAGCGGAUAGUCGGGAGGUUCAAGGGCUCUAUGUGUGUAUACAAAGUACCGCUACCUGAUGACAUCACAAAGGAAGCUGGAUAUGACCCCAACUUUGGCAUGUUCCAAGGCAUACCCAACAAUGACCCCAUAAAUGUACUGGUGCGGGUGUAUGUAGUCAGGGCCACAGAUCUACAUCCCGCUGAUAUCAAUGGGAAGGCCGAUCCUUAUGUCGUCAUCAGACUGGGGAAAACCGAAAUCAAAGACAAAGAGAAUUACAUUUCCAAACAGCUGAACCCUGUGUUCGGAAAGUCAUUUGAUAUUGAGGCCACUUUUCCUAUGGAGUCCAUGCUGACCGUCUCCGUAUACGACUGGGACCUGGUCGGAACUGAUGACUUAAUCGGAGAAACCAAGAUUGAUCUGGAGAAUAGAUAUUACAGCAAACACAGAGCUACAUGCGGGGUCUCACAGACGUAUGCCAUACAUGGUUAUAAUAUGUGGAGAGAUCCCAUGAAGCCGACACAAAUCCUGUCCAAACUCUGCAAAGAAGGGAAGGUCGACGGUCCACAUUUUGGUCCAGGAGGACGAGUCAAAGUCAUGAAUCGAGUGUUCACCGGCCCCACAGAAAUCGAAGAUGAAAACGGUCAGAAGAAGCAGACUGACGAACAUUUAGCCCUCUCUGUUCUCCACCACUGGGAGGAGAUCCCCCGAGUUGGUUGUAAGUUGAUUCCAGAACAUGUUGAGACUCGGCCACUCCUAAAUCCAGACAAACCAGGGAUUGAACAGGGUCGUUUAGAAAUGUGGGUGGACAUGUUCCCGAUGGACAUGCCUGCCCCAGGUCCUGCCAUCGAUAUUUCUCCAAGGAAGCCAAAAAGAUACGAGCUUAGAGUGAUAAUAUGGAAUACUGAUGAGGUAAUACUGGAAGAUGAUGAUUACUUCACAGGAGAAAAGUCUAGUGACAUUUUUGUCAGGGGGUGGCUGAAGGGUCAGCAGGAAGAUAAACAAGACACCGACGUCCAUUACCAUUCUCUGACUGGGGAGGGAAAUUUCAACUGGAGGUUUCUCUUUCCCUUUGACUAUUUGAUGGCCGAAGAGAAGAUUGUCAUCUCCAAGAAGGAGUCCAUGUUCUCUUGGGAUGAGACCGAAUACAAGAUCCCGGCCCGUCUCACCCUCCAGGUCUGGGAUGCCGAUCACUUCUCGGCUGAUGACUUCCUCGGUGCAAUCGAGCUAGACCUGAACCGUUUUCCUAGAGGAGCAAAGACCGCCAAGCAGUGCUCCAUAGACAUGGCGGCCCCAGAGGUUGACUUGCCAAUGGUCUCAAUCUUCAAACAGAAGAGGGUGAAAGGAUGGUGGCCGUUUGUUGCUCGGAACGAAAAUGAUGAGAUGGAGCUCACUGGUAAAGUAGAAGCAGAACUUCACCUCCUGACAGCAGAAGAAGCCGAGAAAACUCCUGCUGGACUGGGUCGGAAUGAACCCGAUCCUCUUGAAAAACCAAAUCGGCCCGACACUUCUUUCAUCUGGUUCCUCAACCCGCUUAAAUCCAUCAAGUACCUCAUCUGUAACCGAUACAAGUGGCUCAUCAUUAAGAUUGUCCUGGCGUUGCUACUGUUGGCCAUGGUGGCGCUCUUCCUGUAUAGCAUGCCAGGCUACAUGGUCAAGAAACUGCUUGGGGCAUGAAGAAAUGUCUGGAGGAAUAGACUUGGCAGUGCCUACCCUUACUCAAGAAGAUGUCUGUUCUUUCCAUUAUAGACUGUCUACUAUCGUGAGGGAGUUUCAACACAAAAUGUUUUGCUCUGUGUGAAUUAUUUUAGCGUUUCUACUGAGAAGCCGGAGGGGGAAAGCCAGAAGAUUCAAACUAAGGGUCAAUGAGGAACCUUGUGGUUGUGUUUCCCUAUAGACGUACACUCCUUCUAGCUGAUGACAUGGAUGCUCUAUUUCUAGGGAGGUUUAUCUAGGGAGAUGUUUGCUAUAGAUCAAUCUGUGCAACUACAUUUUUUUGUGUGUGUUGACGCGUUUUGCCCCAUGCAAACUGUUCUGCAUGCUCUAUAUGUUAUCCAGCUGUGGUAUUAAAGGGAACCGGUCACCAGGACAGGCCUCUUCACCUUUACUACAUGUUACCAGGCCCCAGUAAUGAUGAACCAAGAGGUCCCCUUGAUGAGUACUUGAACAUACUGUAGACUGACUUCUCUUCUGCGAUUUAUAAGGAAGAGGGGUCCUGAGUUUUAGGAAACAAGAACAGCCUUACCAGGGGUGGUGGUGCUUCUUUCCUCUUGACCCAGAUGGUGGGCCAUAGAUCUGGGCAACCUUCAGAUAUCUUAAUUCAAAGUGAGACUCUCCGGGUGAGAGGUUUCUAUCUAAAAGUCUAAAAAUACCCAAUGUUGACUUCCAUAGAUCAAUCUAAAGUAGGCUAAUGCCCAUGUAGUCUUCAAGACUUUGACACAAAAUUGAAAAUAGGUUUAAGCCAAUUGUUUCAACCAGUCGAAAAGACAACAAUGGGCAGAUCUUCACCAAAACCAAAUCACCAAGUGGGCAAACUGCCCCAUUAUAUAACAGAGGGGCAAAUAACAAAAAAACACAUACCCAACGGGCAAAAUUUGAAUAGUUGGAAUAUUUGGAGACCAGUUUGGGGGCAGUAGUUAACAGAUCUCUAUUACAUAUGAUCUUCCACGUAGGAGAGCGACCUUGGUGGGUACAGAAUAAUUCUGGGGUCUCGCUUUUCUACAGAACAAAACGCGUUUCUCCAGAAACAGCAGUUUUUGCCUUAUUGCUACAAAGUCCAAAACUUAAACUCACGGACGCAGAGAACAAAGGAUCUAUUUUCAAAUAAUCUAACUUAUUUUGGGGAUAGAAAAACAAUAUAAAAGUUUAGCACAAUAUUAGAAAAUUAUCAGUCAGAAAAAUUUAGAAGAAAAAAAAAAGUUUCAAAAACUAGUUUGGAUGAAUUUGUAUUUUCCUACAAUAAUAAUUUAUUUCUCCAUUAAAUAAAGAGAAUUUUAUAUAAAUUAAUACAUUUAUAACCGGGCUUCAAGCCUACUGAUCUUCCAAGAAUGAAACUGCAUUACAGGAAUUUCAUUCACUCGUAGUUCUGAAGUUAUUACUAUUUUAGUGCUGUUGCGUUUCAGUUUUUAGAAUUUAUUUUUUAUUUUUUACGUUUUAGACCCUCUACAGCCUAAAUAGAGAAGCAUAAUAGAAAUAUACUAGUUCAAAGAGCCAACUGGAACACAAAAAAAAAAGUCUGAAUACAUUAACAUCACGAAAUCUAAGAACGUGUUCAUACAACAUGUUUCACGCACUUUAGUUUUUUGAGGGAAACCAAAAAGAAUUUUGUAAGAGAUGGCAAAGAAGUCGUGAGUAAACCCUACUUAGCCUGUCCUUAAGUAAAAAGAUUCCUCUUAUGGGCUACAGUUUAUUACCCCUACAUCAUCCCACGCAUUUUAGUAAAUUUCCAUUGACUUUUAUGGGAUGUGAAGUUGAGACAGUGGCUGAGAUGUGACAAAAGCCGCUUCCGGAUAAAACCCUCUGAGGCCAUGCCACAUGUCUGAGUGAGUCCAGUUUCCCGUGUGACUCCAUUUCAUUUCUAUGGUGAGCUGCAUCUGGUUGCGACAUGUUUCACGUCCCAUUUCCCAAGUAGCUGUCUAGCUGUAGCCUAGUUAUAGGAAGGGUUGUAACAUGUUUACAUUUCCCAUAACACACUUUUUUAUGUCUAAUUUUGGCCCCAGAAAGACAAAGUUGCUGCGGUGACGAUUGGCGGAGCCGAUACCAUAUAUAAAACACAAUAUAAACCGAUGCAAUAAACCAUUGACUAGAUGAACCACCAAUCCAGACCAAAGCACAAGGACCGGGCGACUGUUGCCACCAUUAACCGAUGCAGCCCCAGUUUGCUUUUGAUGUGUGACCGUUACAUCAUUAACUCCGCCCCCAUGUUAUAGAAAUAUUGGUUUUAGUCCACGUUUUGUCCCCUCCCCCUCCUUCGUUGUAGGGAAUGGUUUCCUGCUUUGCACUAAUUUGAGUUGUGAACUUUGUAAAGAAUUUUAUUUAUAAGUUUUGCUGAGUGAAUUAUAAUUUGUUUUUCUGUUUUUUGUUUUUUUCUUCCUGUUUUGUCUCUUUUUGUGUUUGUUGUUUUACUGUUUGUUACAAUAAACUUAUGAAUCGG